Mercenaria mercenaria is the source of this 1413-nucleotide messenger RNA. RefSeq lists its product as uncharacterized. The record is from RefSeq and is a predicted model, not a curated record. Lineage: Eukaryota; Metazoa; Mollusca; Bivalvia; Venerida; Veneridae. The transcript has a single exon. Bases 1 to 1413 code for a protein of 470 amino acids.
AUGGAGGAUUACAUUCGAAAGGAAAAGUCUAGUGUUCUGGGACACACCAUAUGUAAAGCUAAUCACACUUCUAGCGCUGGAGGAGACGAUUAUAAAGCGUUUGUAAGAAGGAUUGAAAAACUUCUUACUGUGGUUAAAACAACAAAAGAAGAAAUUGAUAACAAUGGAAAAGAAAUAGCUACAUCUUACACCGACGCGAUUAAUGAUAUAAGAAAAUAUCGUGAAGAUAUUGAUUCAUAUUUAAAUGCAAUGGAACAUCGUUUGUUAGAAAGGUGUCACGAGAUUAAUAAGGAAAAUGAGAAGGCGAUAAAGAAAUUAGAUAGUGAAUUUAAAGCAAUGAAGUAUGAACUAGAUACUGUAUAUUCUCGACUGAAAUCACACGGGAGGCAGUCGGGCGACAUGGUCUUGGUAGCGAAUAAAACAAGUUCCACUUUGAAGAGUAUUGUUCAAGAUCUAAAGGCUGAUAAUGGCGAAACUAAGCUCCAGCUGUGUUUAUUUAAAAGAAGCAAAACUAUCAGAGAUAUGAUAUCAUCAGACCGAGCUAUAGGAAAAUUAGAAAUCACGCUUACCCAUCCUUCAUUUCAAGAAGAUAAAAAGAAUUUAUAUGACAUGGUUUCUAAUAAUAAAGGAGAGAUCAAUGUGAAGUCUAAAACAGACAAAAAAGAUUGUUACAUUACGAGCAUUAUUGUCAUUUCUAGUGACACGAUUGCUUGUGCCGACUGGGCCAACAAUUCGGUGAAAUUGGUUGAAACUAAAACCGGAAAAGUUACCUCAGAAAUUCAUCUAUCAUCUCAGCCAUGGGACCUUACUUCCAUUUCUGACGAUCAGUUGGCAGUCACAGUAACCAGCGAGAAUAAGAUUCAGUAUUUACACAAUAGGAGCGGUCUGUCAAAAAGCAACAGUAUUGACGUUGUAGGCAGAUGUCGAGGAAUUGCUUAUAACAAGGAAAAUCUUGUUGUUUCGUACGAUGACCCCUCGAAAGUGGAGAUUUUGAACAUGUACGGAAAGGUUUUGCGAUGCCUGAAGACUGACACAUCUGGAAAUGCGCUGUUUGAACGUCCGUACUAUGUGGUAGCAAGUGCUGAUGGAGAGAGUGUUUAUGUCUCCGAUAAUGAAAAACAUUCUGUAACUAGACUGACAUUUGAUGGUGAAAUGCUCGGUACGUACAAGGACACAGAACUGCGGUGUCCCAGAGGUCUGGUUGUUUGCCGAGACGGUUCCCUCCUCGUGUGUAGCUCCCAUGGUCAUAGCGUGCAUCUGAUCUCCUCAGAAUGUAACAAACUGAAGGUUAUGCUGCGAAGAAAGGAAGGUGGCGAGUUCUGCCAAGCUAUUUGCUAUUUUGAUGCAGCAGACAAGCUGUACCUUAGUAAUUUUACGUUAAGCGAUCAGAUACGUGUAUAUAAGUUCACAUAA